AUGGCAAGUGUUGACGUUUCUCAACUCUCAAAGCAAGAACAUGAUGAGCUCGUAUGCGCUUACGCUGCUCUCCUCUUACACGAUGAUGGACUCGAAAUCAAUGGAGAGAAAUUAGCCAAGGUUAUCAAGGCAAGUGGAAAUGAAGUAGAAGCUUACUGGCCCGCUCUCUUCGCCAAGGCCCUCAAGGGAUAAGACAUUGAAGGUUUACUCUCAAACCUCGCUUCAGCUCCAUCAGUUGGAGGUGGCGCUGCUGGCCCAGCUGCUGAGACUACCGCUGUUGCUGCACCCAAGAAAGAAGUUGUUGAGGAAAAGAAAAAGGAGGAGGAAGCCGAUGUUGAUAUGGGAGGUCUAUUCGGAGAUGACUAUUGA
Messenger RNA from Stylonychia lemnae, 369 nucleotides. Lineage: Eukaryota; Ciliophora; Spirotrichea; Sporadotrichida; Oxytrichidae. The record is from the annotation of a GenBank genome assembly.